Molecule: messenger RNA, 1847 nt
Organism: Saccostrea echinata
Lineage: Eukaryota; Metazoa; Mollusca; Bivalvia; Ostreida; Ostreidae
Product: alpha-1,2-mannosyltransferase ALG9-like
Exons: 17
Coding region: 4-1794 (596 amino acids)
Biological process (GO): protein N-linked glycosylation
Cellular component (GO): endoplasmic reticulum membrane
Molecular function (GO): alpha-1,2-mannosyltransferase activity
Source: RefSeq, a predicted model, not a curated record
UUUAUGCGGGCCUGCAAUAUGUCAGCCGCCAUGAAGCAACGGGGCUCGAAAAAGAAAGACUUGAAAACUGACAAAUCUUUACCAUCAGACAACAAAAGUGAAGGGUCACACUAUGAAUUUCCAUGGACACCUAAAGGUUUCACGGGCUUUAAAAUCCUCCUGUCUGCCCGACUGUGUGCAGCAGUGUGGAACUUAGUAGGGGACUGUGACGAGACGUACAACUACUGGGAACCGAUGCACUUUAUGAUGUUUGGUAAAGGAUUCCAAACCUGGGAAUAUUCACCAAAGUAUGCCAUCCGCUCCUAUGCUUACCUUUGGAUCCACACCCUUCCAAUCUCCUUGUACAAAACAUUAUUUAGCACGAAUAAGAUAAUGCUGUUUUACAUUUUACGCUGUGUGUUUGCUUUUGUGUGUGCUGGCUGUGAGAUUUAUUUUUACAAGGGUGUUUGUAAACAGUUUGGAGCUAACACAGGAAGGAUAACUCUUGCAGUCCUGUUAAUUAGUGCUGGGAUGUUUAUUUCGUCUACUGCAUUUCUCCCUAGCAGUUUCUGUAUGUACAUGACCAUGCUGUCUAUGGGAGCCUGGUUCCUGGGACAUCUACAUGUAGCCAUUUUGUCCACUGCUGCUAGUACUAUUCUAGGAUGGCCCUUUGCUGGAAUCUUGGGGGCCCCCAUAGCUGCUGAAAUACUAAUAAGGAGAAAAGCAUUAGGAUACUUCAUCAAAUGGUGCCUUGUGGCUUUAGUUCUGUUUCUGGUGCCCAGCAUGCAUAUUGACUUCCAUUACUAUGGAAAGUUGGUCAUCGCUCCUCUUAAUAUAGUCUUGUAUAAUGUGUUUACAGACCAUGGACCUGAUCUGUAUGGUGUUGAGCCAUUUUCCUUUUACUUCCUCAAUGGGUUCCUGAAUUUCAACGUGAUGUUUGUGUUAGCGUUGGUCAGCUUACCCCUUGUUUACUUUGUGAAGUUUUUGCUAAAGCUAGAGGAAAAAGAAAAACCAGUGUGGCUUUUAUUAUUACCAAUGUACCUGUGGAUGUUAAUUUUCUUCACUAGACCACAUAAGGAGGAGAGGUUUUUGUUUCCUAUCUACCCACUUCUGGCAUUACAUGGAGCUGUUGGCAUUGAUUAUUUGCAGAAAUUGUGCUGUUAUUUACUACCCCGACAGAAGGGUCAUCACUACACAGAUAAAACUAACUGGAUCCCCGUCUGUCUGUGUGUCCUGUUUAGUGGUCUGUCUUUCUCACGAGUCAUUGCACUAUAUCAGGGAUACCAUGCACCAUUAGAUAUUUAUGUGGAGCUGAAUAGAAUUUCCGCUGAUCCAAAAAUCCACACCCUACCUCCAGAGAAGUCUGUCAAUGUAUGUGUAGGAAAAGAAUGGUACCGCUUCCCAAGCAACUUCUUUCUUCCUGGAAACAACUGGAAUCUUCUGUUCCUGAGAUCGGAGUUCAAGGGUCAACUUCCAAAGCCAUACAGUGCUGGAGAAGAUGCUACGAGAAUCCUCCCAUCAGACAUGAAUGACCUCAACAAAGAAGAAAUGUCAAGAUAUUCAAAUGUCACAAGAUGUCACUACCUCAUAGACCUUGACACACAGACAGACACAAAAUAUGAACCCAACUAUUCAGCUAAUGCAGAAGAUUGGACCAUUCUUCACUCAGUACCAUUUUUAGAUGCAAGCAGAUCUCAUCGACUUUUGCGGGCGUUCUAUAUUCCUUUUAUCUCUGGUAGAUAUUGUACAUAUAUUAAUUAUAAUUUAUUGAAAACUACAAGGACUAGAAAAAAUACUGCUCAUAGAAAUUUAUAAAUAUGCAUGUGUUCUAAUAGCAAUUGUCAGUAUUAAAUUUAUUCAAUAGUUAA